Messenger RNA from Acromyrmex echinatior (Panamanian leafcutter ant), 6164 nucleotides. RefSeq names its product fatty acid synthase-like. Lineage: Eukaryota; Metazoa; Arthropoda; Insecta; Hymenoptera; Formicidae. Gene Ontology annotation, molecular function: oxidoreductase activity; 3-oxoacyl-[acyl-carrier-protein] synthase activity; fatty acid synthase activity. Gene Ontology annotation, biological process: fatty acid biosynthetic process. The record is from RefSeq and is a predicted model, not a curated record.
UGAAGAAUAUCAACAUUGCGAAUAUUAACAGCAGAUUAUCCGAGUAUAUAAAUAUCAUGGAUGGCAAAGAAACAUGUAAAUGUUGGAACGAUAUUGAUCCCGGUGAGGAAAUCGUUAUUUCUGGUAUUGCUGGCAGAUUUCCUAAUUCACGUGAUAUGAAACAUUUUAAAGAAAAUUUAUUUAAUAAAAUUGAUCUUGUAAGAGAAGAUCAUAACCGAUGGCAAAUAGAUCAUGCGGAAUUUCCACGUCGUAUGGGAACUGUCAAUAAUGUAGAAAAAUUUGAUGCGGAUUUUUUUGGAUUGUCUUUCGAGCAAGCACAUAUGCUUGUACCUGAAGCGAGAAUAUUAUUGGAACAUUCUUAUGAAGCAAUUAUCGAUGCGGGGAUCAAUCCAAAACAAUUACAAGGAAAAAAUACUGCCUUAAUUAUAGGGACAUCUUGUAUUGAAUCACAAGAAAAGCUCAUAUUUAAAGACACUAAGUCAAGAGGUCAGAACAUUUUUGGAUGCCAUAAAUCUGCAACGGCAAAUAUGAUUUCGUACUGUUUGGAUCUGAAAGGACCAUCUUGUACCAUUGAUACAGCAUGCAGUUCUAGCCUUCAUGCUAUGGCUGUUGGUUAUAAUUAUAUCAAAUCAGGAAAAUGCGAAGACGCAAUAAUUGGAACAGCACAAUUAUGUCUUUAUCCCAUGAUAAAUUUGCAAUUCGCUCGACUUGGUGUUUUGUCAAACAACGGUUAUUGCAGACCAUUUGAUACCGCUGCUAACGGUUAUACGCGUAGUGAAACAAUUGCAGUAGUAUACCUUCAAAAAGCGAAAAAUGCUAAGAGGAUUUAUGCCAUAUUACCGCAUAUUAAACUAAAUAGCGAUGGUUACAAAGAAGAAGGAAUAACAUAUCCUUCAUCACAAAUGCAAUAUACCUUAUUAAAGGAAUUUUACGAAGAAUACAAACUACCAACAUCUUGUUUGGAUUAUAUCGAAGCACAUGGUACCGCUACCAAAGCUGGUGAUCCACAAGAAGUUAAUGCUAUCUAUAACAGUUUGUGUAAAAAUAGAGAAACUCCAUUAAUGAUCGGCUCCGUGAAAUCUAAUCUCGGGCAUUCUGAGCCUGCAAGUGGUUUUAAUCAGAUCGCUAAGGUAAUAAUAGGAUUCGAAACUGGUUUUGUUCCACCAAAUAUUAAUUAUACAUCGCCAAGGAAAGAUAUAGAUGCCUUAUUAAAUGGGAGCAUUCGUGUCAUCCAAGAACAAAUGCCACUCAAAAACGGUUGUGUAGGAAUCAAUUGUUACGGUUUUGGAGGAUCAAACGCUCAUAUGUUAUUGAAGUGGAAUCCCAAACAGAAAAUUAAUAAUGGAGCACCAAAUGAUGAUUUACCUAGACUUGUCAUAUUAUCUGGACGUACUGAAGAAUCUGUGAAGUUAUUUUUAAAUGAUAUUGCUAACCAUCCAAUAGAUGUAGAAUAUAUUCGCCUGUUACAUGAUAUUCAUGCAGACAAUAUAACGGGUCAUCCAUGGAGAGGGUAUAUAAUAUUGAAUUCUUUUCAACAAGAUUCAAUAAAGGAAAUCCGAAAUUAUGAAGGCUUGAAUAGACCUGUCUGGUUUAUAUUUUCAGCCUUAGGUUCGCACUGGCCAGGAAUGGGUCAAAACUUAUUAAAGUUCCAUGUCUUUGCUAAAGCGAUAAGAAAGUGCGAUGAUAUUUUAAAGCCGUAUGGUAUAAGUAUCAUAGACAUUAUGACAAAAAUGGAAGAAAGCAUAUGCGAAAACAGGUUAAACAUUUUUCUCGAAAUCGUCGCCAUUCAGAUUGGCUUAGUAGAUCUCCUAACAUCUUUAGGAAUUACUCCUGAUUACAUGAUUAGUCACUCUGCUGGUGAACUUGGUUGUGCAUACGCAGAUAAGUGCCUCACUAUUGAACAAACUAUUUUAUCAGCAUACUUUAUUGGUUUGGCAUGUGCCGAUGAAAAAAUAAUUCAUAGCUCGAUGAUGGUUGUCAAUAUCAAUUACGAGCAUCUUAAAAAUAUAUGUCCAGCGAAUAUUGAAAUAAUAUGCUACAAUAGUGACAACAGCAGCGUCGUAUGUGGAUCAAAGGAAUCCAUAGAAGAAUUUAUGAAAAAAUUACAGGUCAACAAUAUUUACGUGAAGAAGAUCAACUGCAACAUACCAUUUCACAGUUCUUACGUUGCAUCCGUGGAAAGUCAGCUUCUGCUUAAUUUAAAUAAAAUAAUACCAUGCCCAAAAAAACGGAGUUCAAAGUGGAUCAGCACUUCUAUACCUCGCACCAAAUGGUUUACUUCAACAUCAAAGUUAUCAUCGGCAGACUAUCACACUCAAAGUACAUUAAACAAGGUCCUUUUUUCACAAACAACGGAAUUAAUUCCAAGUAACGCUGUGGUCAUCGAAAUCGCACCAGACGAUGUUCUACACUACAUUUUGACAAGCUCUUUACCUCUAAACGUGACAAACUUAGUAUUAACACGACAAACCGAAAAAAAUAUUAAUACAAUUCUACAAGGAAUUGGAAAGCUUUACAAUUGCGGUUUACAGCCACAAGUUGCCAAUUUGUACCCAUCAGUUGAAUUUCCAGUUAGUCGAGGAACUCCUAUGAUUUCUCCAUCAAUCAGAUGGGAUCAUUCUGAAAAUUGGUUUGUACCGAAAGAAAAACUCGAGUUUAUAGAAUCGAGAGGAAGAUAUGUCAAUAUUUUACUCAACGAUGAGGAUUAUGAAUAUAUGAGCGAUCACGUAAUUGAUGGGAAAAAUUUGCUACCCGCGACAGGUUAUUUGGGACUCAUAUGGAAAACUAUUGGCAUGAUGAAAGGACAAAUAUACACAACGAUACCGAUAGUUUUCCAAGAUGUAAAAUUUAUUCGUGCUAUUCAUUUGUCGAAAAAUGAUACUGUGCAACUAUAUAUUGCAAUACAGACAGAUGGAAAGUUUGAAAUAACGGAAGGAGAUAACGUUAUUGUAACAGGUACAGUAUACGAGACAUUGAAUCCAGAACAAGAAAUGAUUCCGACAGAUCUCUUACCGAAGAAUAAUGAUGUUGAUGAAGAUAUGACUGCACGAGAUAUCUACAAAGAGUUGAAAUUGCGUGGAUACCAAUAUAGGGGUUCAUUUCAGGGAUUAAAGAGUAUCUCUGUUUCGGGAUCCCAAGGACAUAUCGUUUGGAAAAAUAGUUGGGAAACAUUUAUGGACAUUAUGUUACAAAUGCUAAUUUUCAGAUAUGACACUAGGGAUUUGUAUGUUCCAACGAGUAUACAAAAAUUAGUGAUCAAUCCAAUGCUUCAUGCUUCGAAGCUGCGUGAAAGCAUAGAUAAUGCAAAAGUUACAACAGACACAGAAAAACUGUUACAGGUACAAGUGUACAAAGAGAUAGACAUGAUAAAAGCUGGUGGUAUAGAGAUUCGAGGUCUGAAAGCUACUCAGAUCUUUCGCCGGAAUUUAACCCAAGAUGCUGUUAUCGAGGAACACACGUUUGUAGCUCACUGUGAUCGCGCUAAUAUUUCCUUGAACGAAGCAAUUCGGUUAUCUGCUCAACUCGUAUUGGAAGAUCAUCAAAUUAUAAAAAUGCAAGUCACUGAAUUAGUAGAAGAUGUCGAUGAUGUUGAAUUAAAAUAUCUUUCAUCUUCGUUGCUACUUGAGGCAUUUGGUGAUAUACCACUGAUACAAGUGAAUGUCACACUAUUAACAUCACCAAAUCGUUUCAAGCCAGAAGAUUUACCGCAAAAUUUCUCAAUCAAAGAUUUUGAAAAGUCUUUAGAUGACAAAACUUUAAUUAUUGCUGGAUUUAACCUUUUGACCAAACAACAUGCAUCAUUACAGCGACUGUUGCCAUUUUUGGAAAAGGGUGGUUAUCUGUUAACUCGUGAGAAGUGCGACUUAACUGAUUAUAAAAAACAUUUGCAGCAAUACAAAUUAAACGUUAUACUCGAAAAACGCACUGAUAAAGAAUUAGUUGUGCUUCUGAAAAAAAAAGUUUCAAUAAGAGAAAAGACUGUUGUUUACAUAAGUAAUGAUAACUUUAAUUGGUUGGAGAAUCUAAAAUCGCUUUUGAGCGACGAGAACAAGAAUAAUAGAAUUAUAAUUGUAGGAGAGAAAAAUUUUGAGUGCGGUUUAUUAGGUUUUAUUAACUGCUUGAGAAAAGAGCCAAGUGGAGAAAUUGUUAGGGGUGUGCUCCUUCAAGAUGAACAGGCACCUAAAUUCUCUCUUGAAGACCCCUUCUAUCAAGAACAAUUGCAGAAAGAUAUGACCAUUAAUGUGUUGCGAUCUAAUAAAACUUGGGGAUCAUACAGACAUUUAAAAUUGCCGCGACCCGAAGCCGUACCUGUACCUACCGCUCAUGUCUGUCAAAGGGUUCGAGGAAACUUAAAUACAUUCUGUUGGAUAGAAAAUAAUUUAUCUCUUGUGUCUCGUCGUGAGGAUUUAGUGCACGUUGUCUACUCGUCUUUGAAUUUUAAAGAUGUAAUGUUCGCCACUGGUAAAUUGACAUUUCAAAGUACGACUUUAAAAGAACGAUUAUUUCAGUAUGUACCUCUUGGAAUAGAAUUCGUGGGUUUCGAUGCUAACGGACAACGUAUAAUGGGAAUUCGUGACACCGAUUGCAUAGCAAACGUCAUUACGAAAGAUGAAAAUCUUUGUUGGAAGAUACCCGAUAUGUGGACAUUUGAAGAAGCGGCAUCAGUCCCGUGCGUUUAUAGCACGGUUUAUUUAGCCUUAUACAUUUAUGGAAAAAUGAAAAAGGGCGAUAAAAUACUUAUACAUUCUGGUACUGGAGGUAUUGGACAAGCAGCUAUUCAUCUCGCUCUUAAAGAAAGAUGCGAGGUGUUUACUACCGUCGGCACAAGUGAUAAACGAAGCUUUCUUAAGAAAAUGUUUCCGAACAUUCCGGAUAAUCAUAUUGGAAAUUCUCGAGAUACGAGUUUUGAACAAAUGAUAAUGCAGCAGACGAAAGGUCGCGGCGUCGACAUUGUGCUAAAUUCAUUGGCGGAAGAAAAGUUAAUCGUGUCUGUUCGAUGUUUAGCUCAAAAUGGUCGAUUCUUAGAGAUUGGAAAAUUUGAUCUUGUAUCUAAUAAUUCCCUGAAUAUAUCUGAGUUUAAUAAAGGUAUUAGCUUUCAUGGGAUUAUACUGGAUAAUAUGUUCAAAGGUGAUCACAAAUAUAAGUCCCUAUUGUUCAAAAUGAUAGCCAAUGGUUUAAAAAAUGGAACAAUUAAACCAAUUCAAACAAAAAUUUUUCCAAAAACUGAUAUUGAAGAAGCUUUCAGGUUUAUGGCCAGCGGGAAACACACAGGAAAGAUAAUUAUAAAUAUUCAUGAGAAGGAUGAACCUUUAGAUAAGCACAUUCUCGCGUAUCGUCGCUAUUAUUGUCUCAAAGAUAGGAGUUACAUUAUAUUAGGAGGUCUAGGCGGAUUUGGUUUAGAAUUAACUGAUUGGCUUAUAAUUCGUGGUGCCAGAAACAUCGUUCUGAUUUCAAGAAAUGGAAUAAAAAACGGUUAUCAACGCAUGAAAAUUCGACUAUGGAAAUCGUACGGCGUAAACGUUCUGAUCAUCAAGAAUAUCGAUGUUGCUGAUCUCAAAGAUUGCGAAUAUAUUUUAAGGACUGCAGAAAAAGAAGCUCCAGUGGACGCUAUAUUCAAUCUGGGUGUGGUACUGAAAGAUGACAUCUUCAAAAACCAAACUGCAGAAUCAUUUGCAGAGUCCUUCCAAUCGAAGGCUCGUGCAACGCAAAUGCUGGAUAAACUUUCUAGGAAAAUCUGUCUUAACUUGCGGCACUUUGUGGUGUUCUCUUCCGUUUCCUGCGGCAGAGGAAACGCUGGUCAGACGAAUUAUGGCAUGGCCAAUUCCAUCAUGGAGAGAAUUUGCGAGAAAAGAGCGGAGGAAGGAUUACCAGGAUUGGCGAUUCAGUGGGGAGCUGUGGGUGAUGUGGGUCUUGUUGCCGAUAUGCAGGAGGACAAUAAAGAAUUAAUUAUCGGUGGCACUCUACAGCAAAAGAUAUCCUGCUGUCUCGACGAGCUUGAUAAGUUUCUACUUCAAAGUCGGCCCAUUGUAAGCAGCAUGGUUGUAGCUGAAAAAAAAAAGAAAUGUCAAGGAAAUCUGAUAGAAACAAUUGCUGAUAUUUUAUGUAGGUGCUCCUAUGGAGACUGUACAAGAGAUUCGAAAUCUUACUUUCGCAAAACUCCUUAA